AUGUGUAAUCUGGCGAAGACCCUGAUUAGUGACCUUCGUCUUGAUAAACCCGCGCAACCGACGGGAUGUCCCAGUCUAGGUCCUCGUGUGGACAACAAGGAAGUCCACACGAAUGAAGGAAGUAGAGUGUUACUAGCUGUUUUCAUAUUAUGCGCUAAUGUUUCUAUAAUUUUCGAAUACGACCUGACCCUCUGGUCGUCGCAGAUGGACGACGCAUGCGAUAGCCUUAACGCAGGCAAAGAAUGUGAAGAAGAUGGCAUAUUGGCUGCCACUGCGCGUCUAGCAAAGAUUGCGAUUAGUGCUGCCGAAGUAUCUCGAAGAGCUUCGGAUGAUCCCAGUACAGCGAGACAUGCUAUGGUGGCUAUCGACCCUCUUAUUCUGGCGCUUAGCAAUUUCCAAAGAUCACUCUCUGCUGAGUGCCUACAGCACUGGCUUGUUAUCGGGCUCACCCAAACCGCUCAGGUUGCUAUCUACGACCUCGCGCUCUUGAGAUCGCCCACAGCUGAGCUGGCAGCGUCGCAUCUCGCCUUCGAGCCUAGACGCAUCGAAUACCUCAUGGAACUCCUACAGACAUGCAAAGCCUGCCGAGACCACGCUUUGACUGGCGAUGUCAUGAGUCUGACAGCUCCAUCAAUGCUCAUAUGGUCCUAUUGUUGCAAGAUCUUGUAUAGACUCUCGAGCAUCACAGGGGUACCUGGCUGGGAUCCAACCAUCGUUAAAUCAACCGUCGACAUCGUGCAGUGCUUAGAGAAACUCGCGGAGAUUGCUGAGCGAGCUAAUACUGAAUACAAGGCCGAAACAGGUGAGGAUACUAUGUUUGCUGCAGCCGCAGAAACUCUGAGAGCUAUUGCACCAAACUGGAAACCCCCCACGAGUGAGCAUGAUAACGCCAUGGUCAACGCAGCAGACGGAUGGAAUAGCGGGAUUGGCGGAGACAUGACGAUGCUGGACUUUUCGAACGACUUUUGGAUGCCUAGUGCUUUCAAUCUUUGA
This is a messenger RNA of Alternaria atra, 993 nucleotides long. RefSeq lists its product as uncharacterized. The record is from RefSeq and is a predicted model, not a curated record. The transcript is spliced from 3 exons. The coding region runs from base 1 to 993 and encodes 330 amino acids. NCBI's taxonomy places the organism in Eukaryota, Fungi, Ascomycota, Dothideomycetes, Pleosporales, Pleosporaceae.